Molecule: messenger RNA, 1206 nt
Organism: Myodes glareolus (Bank vole)
Lineage: Eukaryota; Metazoa; Chordata; Mammalia; Rodentia; Cricetidae
Gene: Prph2
Product: peripherin 2
Biological process (GO): visual perception
Cellular component (GO): plasma membrane
Source: RefSeq, a predicted model, not a curated record
AUGGCGCUGCUCAAAGUCAAGUUUGACCAGAAGAAGCGGGUCAAGUUGGCCCAGGGGCUCUGGCUUAUGAACUGGCUGUCUGUGUUGGCCGGCAUCGUCCUCUUCAGCCUGGGGCUGUUCCUGAAGAUUGAGCUCCGCAAGAGAAGCGAAGUGAUGAAUAACUCCGAAAGUCACUUUGUCCCCAAUUCCCUGAUAGGGGUGGGGGUGUUGUCCUGUGUCCUCAAUUCUCUGGCUGGCAAGAUCUGCUACGACGCUCUGGACCCCGCCAAGUACGCCAAGUGGAAGCCCUGGCUGAAGCCGUACCUGGCCGUCUGUGUCUUCUUCAACGCCAUCCUUUUCCUCGUGGCUCUUUGUUGCUUCCUGCUGCGGGGCUCCCUGGAGACCACCCUGGCUUACGGGCUCAAGAACGGGAUGAAGUACUACCGGGACACGGACACCCCAGGGAGAUGCUUCAUGAAGAAGACCAUCGACAUGCUUCAGAUUGAGUUCAGGUGCUGCGGCAACAACGGCUUCCGGGACUGGUUCGAGAUUCAGUGGAUCAGUAACCGCUACCUGGACUUUUCCUCCAAGGAAGUCAAAGAUCGCAUCAAGAGCAACGUGGAUGGGCGAUACCUGGUGGACGGCGUCCCUUUCAGCUGCUGCAACCCCAGCUCACCACGGCCCUGCAUCCAGUACCAGCUUACCAACAACUCGGCACACUACAGCUAUGACCACCAAACCGAGGAGCUCAACCUCUGGCUGCAGGGCUGCAGGGCCGCCCUGCUGAGUUACUACAGCAGCCUCAUGAACUCCAUGGGUGUGGUCACACUCCUGGUCUGGCUCUUUGAGGUGAGCAUUACUGCUGGACUCCGCUACCUGCACACGGCGCUGGAAAAUGUGUCGAACCCCGAGGACCCCGAGUGCGAGAGUGAGGGCUGGCUGCUGGAGAAGAGUGUGCCCGAGACCUGGAAGGCCUUUGUGGAGAGCUGUAAGAAGCUAGGCAAGAGCAAUCAGGUGGAGGUAGAAGGCGCAGACGCAGGCCAGGCCCCAGAGGCUGGCUGAUGGCUUGGGGUCUCUCCCUUCCUCAACACUUAGCGGACUCCAGGAAAUGUGGAUACCCCCUUGUCCAGCUGAAAGCCCAAAUUUCCCAAGAAAGCCGGGCACCGACUGACUCUUCUUGACAGCGGGCUUUGAAGUUCAGGGUCCUGAGGGCAUGCGACAGGCAUU